ACACACACACACCGCGAGGAGGUGAAGAAGAACGAACAAAGGCGAGUAGUGUGAAACCGUCCCCGAAUUCGAGCUCCCGCUUCCUCCCCCACUUUUUAUCCCCACCCCCGGAUCGAAACCCUAGGCCGCGAGCCAUUCCUGCCCCCCCCCCCACCCCCGCCGCCAUGGCCCCCCGCCGCCGCGCCCGGAGCAGCGGCUGCGACCAGGUCGCCGUCGUCGACCUCGUCGACAGCGACGAUGAGUGCAAGAACAAGCGUCCUCGAAGAACCAUCAAGCCAGCAGCGAGGAAUGUUUCGAAAAGUGCAUUGCCUUCCGGUCUUGAUGCCCUAAACCCAAAUAGAAGAACGCUUCGCACUGCAUCAAGCAACAGGGACAAAAAGAAUAAAGACAAAUUGGAUACUGAGAUUUUUGAAUUAUAUCUGGAGGAUCUUUGGAAGGACAUUGAUGAAGAAAAGAGGAGUGCUUAUGCAUACUUUGACUCAUUGUGGUUUCACAUGUACACUAGCGGACAUAAUAAAUCAAAUGUCCUUAAAUGGAUUAAGGCUAAGAAAGUAUUUUCAAGACAAUAUGUUUUCGUUCCUAUUGUUAUAUGGGGACACUGGAACCUCCUUGUCUUAUGCAACUUUGGUGAGACAGACUACCUGGGUACUGACAAAGGACCACGCAUGCUGCUGCUGGAUUCACUUAAAACGACAAAUCCGACAAGGUUGCGAUCGAAUAUCAAAAGAUUUAUUGCUGAUAUUUUUAAAACUGAAGAGCGGGAAGAGAAUGAGCAAUUCAUUAACAAAAUCUGUCUUGAGUUUCCUGAGGUGCCACAGCAGAAUGGGGAUGAAUGUGGUAUAUAUGUUCUUUACUUUAUCUACUGUUUUCUUCAGAACAAAGCACUGGGAGAAGAUUUCAGCCAGCUGUUUGAUGAUCCAGAAGAAUGGGAGAACUUCCGCAAGGGUGUUCAUUCAUUCCGAGAGAACAGAGAAAAUGAAAUUGCAGAAUAGGUGAGCAUGGUGGAUGGCAAUAUUUCACCAGCUAUAUGUAGUUAUCAGAAUACAACAGCAAAUUACCUGUUCAUCUUCCUGGUGGCACAACCUGAAGAAGUUUGAAGACUGUCAAGAAUUUGUUUGUCAUACAGUUCAUGCCGUCAAGAGGAAGAUGGCUAUUUCUCAGAUACAAAGCAGCAUCAGUGUCAACCUAGCGCUGUCGAGAUCUUUCGUUGAUCCAGGCUAUUGAUAAGCUGAAAGCCCCUUUUUUGGAUAGGGUUCCAUCAACAUUCAGCACCUGUUAGCCGUAUAGAGUCACAGAUGAUUCAUUCCUUAAAAAAAAAAGAAUAUUUAAACGAUUUGAUACUAUACUUAUGCAUUGUCUAGAAAUGCUGGGUGGGAUUUCCACCACCUUUCAGAAUAUUUAGCUGGGGGUUAUAUGAUGUACAUCAAUAUGUUUGUAUCAGAUCUUAAAGAUGGUGUAUUCCCCCUUCCAGAUAAUAUAUUACAGUUUCGUAUUUGAUGCAUUGAAAUGCUGUCAGCGUCA
Messenger RNA from Oryza sativa Japonica Group (Japanese rice), 1521 nucleotides. Its product is annotated as probable ubiquitin-like-specific protease 2B. Gene Ontology annotation, biological process: proteolysis. NCBI's taxonomy places the organism in Eukaryota, Viridiplantae, Streptophyta, Magnoliopsida, Poales, Poaceae. The record is from RefSeq and is a predicted model, not a curated record. Gene Ontology annotation, molecular function: cysteine-type peptidase activity.